Drosophila mojavensis is the source of this 26223-nucleotide messenger RNA. RefSeq names its product myosin light chain kinase, smooth muscle (gene Strn-Mlck). Gene Ontology annotation, biological process: positive regulation of apoptotic process; protein phosphorylation; intracellular signal transduction. The coding region runs from base 208 to 25875 and encodes 8555 amino acids. Gene Ontology annotation, molecular function: protein serine/threonine kinase activity; protein binding; ATP binding. The transcript has 28 exons. The record is from RefSeq and is a predicted model, not a curated record. Lineage: Eukaryota; Metazoa; Arthropoda; Insecta; Diptera; Drosophilidae. Gene Ontology annotation, cellular component: nucleus.
GGCAUUAAAAGCAAACAACAAAUUGCACAGCAAGUGAAAAGUUUUCGGUUGGAAAAGUCCUGUUACACACAUACACACACGGAUUGCGUGCGUGUGUGUGAGUGCGUGCGUGUUUAAGUGCUUUUGCCAGUGAGUGCGGCCCAUGUUAAGGUGGCCCUGUUUUUGUUGGCUAAUUAUAUAGCUAGUCUGUCUAGCUAGAGCUAAAACAUGGAAGGAACACCGGGAACAGCAGACGCUGCCGACGUCGUAGUAGAACCUCCUGGCCAGAAUACUGUGCCACUGCGAAAACCAAGGAUAACGUUUAGCGAAAACUCCAGCUCCCUAAUACGCUGCAUACCCAACGAACGUGCGACAUUCUUUGUGAAAAUCGACUGUGAUGAGGAGGAUGAAAUGGAAUUUUUGCCCUUCACAUUUGAAUGGACCCGUGGCGAUAUACCCAUCGAGAACUCCGAUCGCUUUCGCAUCACACAGACCAGCAAUGCCGUCCAGCUGGCCGUGGAGCAUGUGCAGCGCGAGGACGCUGGACACUAUACCCUGUUUGCCCGCACGAAAGGCAGCGAGGUGGCGCGCAGGCAUGUGGAGCUCAUUGUCGAGGACAGAUCAACGGGCGAGGAUCCACCCGUAUUUCUGCGUCGCCUUGUCGAUCUCUCCGUCAAAGUGGGAACACGAACUCGCCUCCUAACAGAAAUACGCAGCUCAACAGAUCUUAAGUUAACAUGGUAUCGAAACGAUCGCAGAAUAUGUGAGAACGAUCGCAUCACCGAGACGAAUGAGGGCACAUUUCACUACUUGGAAGUGAGCCCAGUUGUGCUCGAGGAUGGGGGCCAAUGGAUGUUGAUGGCCGAGAAUAUGGGCGGACGUAAUUCCUGUUUGGCCACACUGAAUGUGCUGGUGCCCAAGGCCUAUAAGACGCCCGAGUUUGUGGAGGAGCUGCGAGCGGUGCUCACCGAGCAAGGCACCGUAUCGCUGGAGUGCAAAGUGGUGGGCGUGCCAACGCCACACUUGCGCUGGUUCAAGGACUCCAAGGAGAUCAAAGCGGGCGACAUAUUUGCGCUCACCGCCAAUGCCGAUGAUCCCACGUCGCUGGGCACAUAUACGUGCGAGGCGAAGAACUGCAUGGGCGUCACCUACUCCAGCUCCAAGGUGCAUGUGGUGGGCCGUGGCAGUCGCGAGGGCUCGCUCAAGCCGGCCGACAACGUCAGCAGCAACGCGCCACCGCCGAUCUUCACGAAUGAGCUGCGAGACCAGAGCGUCCACAUCGGCGAUACCAUCAUACUCGGCUGUCAAGUUGUGGUUCCGCCUUGGCCCAAAAGCGUCACCUGGUAUAACAAAGAUGGACGUGUGGAGACCGAUGAUCGCUACAAACUAAUCGAAGAUGGCCUUGGCGUCUAUAUGAUUGAGAUCAAGCCCUCAGAAUCGUGCGAUGCCGGCGACUGGAAAUGCGUCGUCACCAGCUUUGAGGGCAUUGUGGGCAUUUCAACUUGUGUUGUCAACAUGGACAUUCCUCGUAAUUACCGCAAGCCCAGGUUCAUGGAGAGCCUGCGCGCGGUGCUGACUGAGGAGGGUUUGGUUUCCUUUGAGUGCAAAGUAGUUGGCUUUCCGACGCCAGUGCUCAAGUGGUUCAAGGACGGACACGAGCUGAAGCCCGGCGACGUUUAUCAGCUGACGGGUACCAAUUCGCUAGGCACCUACUGCUGCAUCGCACGCAACUGCAUGGGCGAGACCAGCAGCACGGCGGUGCUCACCGUGGAGGAUAUACAGAAUCAGUUGACAGACGAGGAGCGUCUGGUCUUUACGCAUCAGAAUCAAGCGCCCAAGUUUCUAACCGGCCUGAAGAGCACCGAUGCCAAAAUCAACGAACCAUUUCAAUUUAAAGUUGUGGUCAGGGCUACACCAGAUCCAAUUCUCAGUUGGUUCCGGGACGAGCUGCCCAUCGAUCCGAACGAACGAUACAAUCACUAUCGGGGCGAGAACGAGGAGUGGCUGCUGGACAUCAAGUCGGCCGAGUUUGUCGACCAGGCCGAGUGGAAGUGUGUGGCCGUCAAUGACUUUGGCACCAGCAUUACCUCGUGCUUCCUCAAGCUGCAGAUACCGAGGCACUACAAGAAGCCCCGAUUCCUUGAGUGUCUGCGCGCCGUGCUCACCGAGGAGGGGGCCGUCAAUCUGGAAUGCAAGGUCAUUGGUGUGCCACAGCCGGUGCUCAAGUGGUAUAAGGAUGGUGUGGAACUAAAGCCGGGCGAUAUACACCGGAUUAUUUCUGGCCAGGAUGGCACCUGCUGCUUGGGCACCUACACCUGCGAGGCCCGAAACUGCAUGGGCGUUGUCGCCAGCUCCGCUUCGUUGCUGGGCUUCGAGGAUGCGCAGCGAGCACAGAAACCAGAGCAGUCUGAGGUGAAUGAACUACAAAGGAACCUGUCGCUGUCCACCAUUCAAGAGGAACGCACAUCGCAGCUUUAUGAGACGCCAGUGGGCGAUAUAACCAUAGAUGAGAAGGGCGAUGUAUCCUUCUCUUUUGACGGCAAAGAAGUUUCAGUGUCCCUGUACGAAACGCCUGACCUAACCGAAGAGGAGGCUCUGAAGAUUGUUGAGAUGUAUGCAGAUCAGAUAUCGGAGCAUGUGACGGAGCACAAUAUUGUGGAGCUGCCACCAUUGCGUUUCGUCAAGGAGACUUCGCAGUCCGGCAAGCUACUCAUGGAAGCAGUCGUCAUAGAUAUAGCGCCCGAGUACUUCACCCAUGAUGAGGAUUUGCGCACUGAGGCCGGUAUGGAUGACAUAUCCAUCACUGAGAUCACCGUGCACGGCUCCUCGGGCAGGGAGGGAGUCUUCGAUAAGCAAACAGAGAAAUAUGCUCAACAAUCGUUUGAAAAAAUGGAGGAGGAGCUAUCCUUAUCAGCACCCAUACGAAAACGCAAGAAAUCCCGACCCACGGAAACUGAUGAAUUCUUUAGUUUGUCCAAGGCAUCCGGCUCAGGCAGCCAGGGUGAGGAGGAGACAUCUGAUUUGCAAACGUUUGCCAGUGCACAGAUGUCCACAUCACAGAAGGCAGCUCUGUCCAGCGAAGGCGAAGCAGCCGCUGCCGCACCACCAAAGCGUAAGAAGUCCAAGAAGCCCACGGAUAGUGAUUCCUCGAAGACCACUGAGGAUGAUGCCAAACUACAGGACAUUUCGGGCGCUGUGGGCGAUGGAUUAAUGAUGCAGCCAGCGUCACAGAUGAAAGCCGUAACUGAUGAGGCGGAGAUCAACAAGAAUCUCAUGGCAUUGGUGCCAUUAGCCAAAUUGCUGAGAGUCAUUGAGAAUCAUUUGACGGUGGUCGAGGCGGAGGUACUGGACCAGUCCACCAUGAUGAUGACACCAGCUGCUGCUGAUCAAAGCAUUGCCAUCAUUCGGGAUAUUCUAGAGCCCAUCAAACAGAUCGAAUCGAAGCUGCGCGUCUACUCGGGCGAGACCCAGAUCGAUGCACUCAUCCAGACCAUGGAGGACGACAUACGCAGGCUGCACAUGGGCCUGCAGGUGAUUGAGAAGUGCGUGGAGAUAGAUGAGACGGGCGCCACACUCAUCCAAAGGACGAGCGUUUGCAUUAUUGACAGCGUGGCGGAGCAUAUGAAGCGGGCGCUCGAGGAGCUGAAGAUUGUCAGCGCGAAAUUCGAAUCGGAGAGCUUGCGAAAUCAGAUCAACUUGACGGCAGAUGAUAUACACCAAGGUCUGGAAAUAACCCAGGGCACCAUCAGGUCACAGGCUCUGCUGCAGGAGGCCCAAGAAUUGGAAGCAGCCAAACACUUUACAGAGACCGUGGAGAAGAUGCAGGAUGUGCCCGACAGCAUUUCGUUUGCCUCCAUUACGGACGCCAAUUUGCCUAGCGAAGCGAGUGCCUUGAAGGAAAUCUGUCAGCCAGUAGCGAGAAUACAGGAAGCUCUGGAGCGCGUUGAAAUGGAGCUGUCCAUGGAGGAGAGUGAGGAGCAAAUCUACAAGAAGGUACACAAAAAGGUGCUCGACAGCAUCGUGCAGCCCAUUAAGGAACUGCAGAGCACACUGCAAUCAAUUGAAGCGAAGACAGAAUCCCUUGCCGGUUCCGAAUCUAUCGAGCAAAAGAUUAACAUGGCCAUUUUGGAUAUUGUAACACCGCCACUGUUCGAGCUCAAUAAGGGAUUGGAGCUGAUAGUUAAUGAGAAGUCAGAUAGCGUUGAAGCUGGCAUGUUCACGGUGAGCACUGUGGAAUCCAUGGUACCGCCACUCCAAGAGAUUCAGAAUGGAUUGGCCCAGUUGGGCCAGGAUCUGGAAAGUGGCCAGGCAGCCAGAGAGGGUGCCAAAUUGGAUUUGGCAGACACCCAGAAGCUAUUGCAGUCCAUUGCCCAAGCCGUUCUGCAUUUCGAGACGAACAUUGAAAGAAUAUCGGAACGUCUCAGCGAUAAUGUGAAGAUUCGCUUACAAAACCUGAAGGAUGAGCUAUCCGCCCUGAUUGGCACCAUAUUGGAUAAGGAUAUAACUCGGUAUCAUGUGCAGCUGCUUGAUAAGCUGAAGCGUCCCAUCGAUGAGCUGAAUUAUUGCAUACGCCAGACUGAGGUGAAAUCCACCUCUGGGUCUUUGGCCGAUCUAAUCGAACCACUCAGCCUACUGCAGGAGAACACACAGAAGGGACAAGGAUUGCUGCUGGCCACACGGGAAGGCGAGCCGGAUAAGCAGGCGCUUCAGUCCCUAGAAAAUAUACGCAAUAUAAUACGCAACGCUAUUAUUGAUAUCGAGGAGCACGAGUUCAAGAUUCUGCAGCAGGAGAUCCAACAGGACGAGCAGCUGGCUGCCCAGCAGGACAAGUCCUUCAGCGCCUUGCGAAAAGUCCUCGAGACAAAAGUCUCACUAGACGAGUCGAUUGCCAACAUUGAAACACUGCAGCUGGCACUAAACAGAAUUAAUGAGAAUGCCAAAAUAACGCCCAAGAUCAAAUCGUCGGCGAAUGAAGCUCAAGUUUCGCUCUUGCGAAUUCUACAAAUCGCCAAGGGAUUGGCCACCUUCAGUGAGGCGGAGAACACACUCAACUCGAACGAAGCGCAGACCAUACGCAUUCUAUAUGAGAUGGGCAAGAGUUUUGCUGAUCUCGCCAAGACACUUGAUAAUCCAGCUGCUGAUAAUAAUGAAUUCAAUGAGGUCUUGAAUAAUUUCAACGAUAUUGUUGCCCAGCAGAGAGAAGCUUUGGAUCAGACUCUUACAUGGAAUGCACUCGCCAUAUCCAGUCCACUCUCCAGUUUCGUACAUGCACUCGAGAACCUUCACCCACUGAAACAGUCCACCGAAGACGUAUCCACAUUGGAUGAUGUUUCUGUGCUCAAGUCAUUAGCUGAGUCCUUGCCCACCGAGCCAGAGGCAUAUGCCGAAGAAGAGGAGGUGAAACAGGGCCAGGAAACUCUGAAGAAGCCAGCUGAGAUGUUGCUCUCAGAUCUGAAUCAUGGCAUUGCAGCUGUCCUCUCGCAUUGUGAGGAUCUGGACGUGAGCUCCUUGCGUGGAGAGACUGGUGAACAACUGCAAGCUGCCAUCAUUAAAAUGCAGGAUCUGCAGAGCAACAUUGCGCUGGUGCAAGAAGCAAACAUUGUCGAGGCUGCCCAGUCCUUCUCGGAAGGCACCGAUCCUGGCACUUUUGCCGCGGCCAUGUGCAGCCUGGAGCGCUGUGUGCUCGAGGUUGAGGAAUGUAUUGCUCACAGUGGAGCGGAAAGUCUAAAGGAUCUGGAGUUAUCUAAGCUCAAGACAUUGGCCACACCACUUCACGAUCUACGGCAAUACUGCGAACAAAUUGAUAUUCAGGCAGUGGAACAGGCACUCGAUAUGUCCUCCCAGAACAUAUCGGAGCUGAAGACCAGCGGGCAGCAGCACACAGUUGAGGAUGCUGCCAAGGAGGCAGCAGUCGUCGCUGCAGAGCCAAAAGUCGAAGUCUUCGAUGUGCAACAGGGCGUGGAAAGUGGCAUCAAGCAGCUGGAGGCUUGCUUGCAGGUAACCAAGAGCGAAGAUCACGAGGAGCUCCGUCAAGUGAGCGAAAUAAUGCAACAGCUGAACGCCGAUUUGAAGAAUAUUCAGGAGGCGCUCGUCUCAGACAGCAAUCAACAGGAAACUGUCCUGGCUCAGGCGAAAAUCGCACGCACCAUGUUCAAGUUGAAGGAGUGCUUGGUGCACACCUACGAAUCGGGCCUGGUCGACUCCCUAGACAAUGUGGAAAGCGCUUUCGAAGACAUUCUACUGUCUCUGCCGGUGCUGGAGACGCAGCUUGCUCAAGAGAUGUACCCCAAAAUUGAGAAUACUUUCAAGAGCUUCAUGACCUACUCUCAGCAGCAGUCGCUGGGCAAUGUGCAGCGCAGCUUUGAACAGCUGUUGGACUCGAUCAGAGCCGUGGCCAAUUCGCCAAACGUUGAUGUCGAUAAAUCAUCGACAUUAAUGAUCAAUCUUCAGACAAAUCUAAUGUCCACAUUCAGAGCUCUCAACGAAGUCAGCGAACAGGCUGAGAAUGAUAUACUAAGCGCUCUACUGAAGACCCAAAACACUCUGGUGGGCGUGUUUGAUUUCAUUGAGAAUAAUGAGAAUGCAAUCCGCAUCAUUGAACUGCUACAAGAGAUUGAUGUCAUAUCUGCGGAGCUCAAGAGUUUGUCUCAAGUCCCUGUCGCACCCACAUUGCCAAUUGACAUCAGUGCAAUAAUCGAGAACGUGACAGCGGGCAAGACGCUCCUUACUGAAAUCGAACGGGGCUUGCAAAACGAUGACCCACUAAGCGCCAAGCUUCUUGAAGAGAACACUGACGAGAUCGGUCAGCUGGAAGCCACGCUAAUUCAAAUUGAAAAUAAUAUUCUAUCGCAGCCGCAGCUAACGCAAAUCACAUCAGAGCAACUUUCGCUCAUUGAGACUCUUCAGCAGCAAAUAAACAAUCUGCACGAAAAACUAAUUCAAUUAAGUGCCACAAUCUAUAUACGAAGUGAAGAAACGCCCACUCAGGUAGAGAAUCCGGAAGUAGAAGAGAAAUUGGAGCAGCCGAAGGUUGCUCAAGAGAAAUCCGAAGUGAAGGCCAAACGAAAACUGGAGGAAGAUUCAAAAGAAAUUUCUACCAAAAAACCCAAGGAUGAAGUUGACGAAAAGGCCGUUCCGGAAAUUCAAGAGAAACUCGAGAUUAAAGCUUCUAUUGAGAAGGAACAAGAAUUAAAACAGACUUUGGAUAUAAAAUUCUCAGAGUUGUGCAGUGCUGUACAACGUAAAUCAAAUAAGCCUGAAGAAAUAUCAAUUAUAACAGACAGCAAGGAAAUUAUGGAUAUCUUGGAAAGCCCUGAUAAAGUUGUUAAAGGUAUUUUUAAGCUGCGAGAGCACAUUGUACAUACAUAUGAAGGAAAAUCUCCUGAGGAACAAACCGAUCAAGAUAUUGUCGAAGCAUUUAUCGAAUCACUCCUCGAGGCGUCUCCACUUGCUUCAGAGAAAAUUAUCGAAAGUUAUGUAAAAGAAAUUAAAACAAAUAUAAUACUAAGCAAAGCUGCGCUUCAGCUUAUUGGCGGAUCUGAAUUGGGUGUAAAAUCCUCGUUAAUAGCACCAAAACUUGUUAAGCUCGAAGCCAUUUCCGAAGACAUAAAGUCUAAUCUGCAAAUUGAAAAGUCUUCUCAAAAGAUGAUCCAAUUACAACAAGCCUUGAUGGAUAUUUUCGUAUUAGUCGAUGAUCUGAUGGACGAUAAAACAGCUAUAUUAAAGCCUGUCAUUGAACAUCUGAAAUCUGUUCUUCUAACAGAAUAUGAUUAUAUUGAGAAAAACGAGGGGAAACUCCAAACUGCAACUAUUGAAGGAAAAAUUCAUAAAAUUACCAAAGAAAUUUUAAAUGUUAGCGAAAAGUUGCAACAGCUCAAUACAGAUAUAAUAGCAGAAAAUCUUAUUGGAAAAGAAUCAAUCGAAGAGCAGAAGCUGGAUGCGAAAGAGAAGAAACUGGCUGAAAAGGAUGCUGAAAAGAAAGCGCAACAAGGUGAAAUAUCUGAGGUAGCUGCUGAGAAAGUAUCUGAAGAAAAAGUCCCCGAGAGCAAAAAACCUGAAGUUAAGGAAUCGGAAGCAGAGUCUCAAAAGGCAAAGAAGUUACAAAAAGAAUCAGUCGAAGAGCAACAACUGGAUGCUAAACAGAAAAAACUAGCUGAAAAGGAAGCUGAAAAGAAACCGCAACAAGGUGAAAUAUCUGAAGAAGUUGCUGAGAAAGUAUCGGAAGAGAAAGUCCCCGAGAAUAAGAAACCUGAAGUUAAGGAAUCGGAAGCAGAGUUUAAAAAGGAAAAGGUACUUGAAAAAGAAUCAGCCGAAGAGCAUAAACUGGAUGCCAAACAGAAAGAUCAGGUUCAAAAGGAAGCUGAAGAGAAAGCCCAAAAGGGAGAAGUAUCUGAAGUCAUCGCUGAGAAAGUAUCGGAAGAGAAAGUUCCGGAGAGUAAGAAACCCGAAGUUAAAGAACCGGAAGCAGAGUCUCAAACGGCAAAAGAGCCACAAAGAGAAGGAACAGUCGAAAAGCAAAAACUGGAGACGAUGGAAAAGAAACAUAUUAAGGAUGAUAAAUCGGAAGAGCAAAAACAUAAUUUGCAAUCCAUAUUUUCGGAAAUGGUCAAGGCUUCUGAGUCUCAACCUUCUAAUGAUACCUUGAAGUCCAUUGUUAUGGAAAGUAAUGAUAUAAUUGACAAUCUAGAAGACUCGGAUAGAGUUGCGAAGUCUAUAUUCAAACUCCGAGAGCACAUUGUUCAUACAUACGAUGGAAAAGCAGGUGAAGAACCUAAAGAAAAAGAAAUUUUAGAAACAUUUAUCGAAUCACUUCUGGAAGCUUUUCCGGCUGCUACAGAAAAUGUUAUCAACCACUACAUAAAAGAAAUUGAAGCAAAUGUUAUUUUAACACAAGCAGCUGUUCGACUAAUUGACGAGACUGGCAUGUUUGCGAAGCCGUCAUUAUUAAUACCAAAAUUAUUAAAUCUGGAAAAUGUUGCAAAGAACAUAAAAGCUAAUCCGAAAAUUGAGAAGUCCUCAGAAAUGAUGAUCCAUCUGCAACAGAACUUAAUGGACACAUUUCUAAUACUUGAUGAUCUAUUAGAAGAUAAUACGUCUAAUCUAAAACCUUUUAUUGAGGAAACAAAACAUGUUCUUCUGUCGGAGUAUGAUUAUAUUGAGAACAAGGAAGGACCACUACAAACUGCAACAAUUGAAGGAAAAAUUCAUAAUAUUACCAAAGAAAUAUUAAACAUUUGCGAAAAAUUACAGAAAAAUAACAACAAUGUAAUUACAGAAAAUAAGCAAGAAAUUGAACUACAAAAAGAAUCAGUCGAAGAGCAGAAGCUGGAUGCUCAACAAAGAAAACAGGGUGAUAAAGAAGCUGAAGCAAAAGCCCAAAAGGAAGAAGUGUUUGAAGUCAUUGCUGAGAAAGUAACGGAAGAGAAAGUCCCCGAGAGUAAGAAACCCGCGGUUAAGGAAUCGGAAGCAGAGUCCCUAAAGGCAAAGGUACUAGAAAAAGAAUCAGCCGAAGAGCAAAAACUGGAUGCAAAACCGGAAAAAAAGGCUCAAAGGGAAGCUGAAAAGAAAGCCCAAAAGGGAGAAGUAUCUGAAGUCAUCGCUGAGAAAGUAUCGGAAGAGAAAGUCCCCGAGAGUAAGAAACCCGAAACUAAGGAAUCGAAAGCAGCGUCUCAAAAGGCAAAGGUACUUGAAAAAGAAUCAGCCGAAGAGCAAAAACUGGAUGCAAAACAGAAAGAUCAGGCUGAAAAGGAAGCUGAAGCGAAUGUCCAAAAGGGAGAAGUAUCUGAAGUCAUCGCUGAGAAAGUAUCGGAAGUCCCCGAGAGUAAGAAACCCGAAACUAAGGAAUCGGAAGCAGAGUCUCAAAAGGCAAAGGUACUUGAAACAGAAUCAGCCGAAGAGCAAAAACUGGAUGCAAAACCGGAAGAAAAGGCCCAAAAGGAAGCUGAAGCGAAAGCCCAAAAGGGAGAAGUAUCUGAAGUCAUCGCUGAGAAAGUAUCGGAAGAGAAAGUCCCCGAGAGUAAGAAACCCGAAACUAAGGAAUCGGAAGCAGAGUCUCAAAAGGCAAAGGUACUUGAAAAAGAAUCAGCCGAAGAGCAAAAACUGGAUGCAAAACAGAAAGAUCAGGCUGAAAAGGAAGCUGAAGCUAAAGCCCAAAAGGGAGAAGUAUCUGAAGUCAUCGCUGAGAAAGUAUCGGAAGAGAGUGUUCCCGAGAGUAUGAAACCCGUGGUUAAGGAAUCGGGAGCAGAGUCUCAAAAGGCAAAGGUACUUGAAAAAGAAUCAGCCGAAGAGCAAAAACUGGAUGCAAAACCGGAAAAACAAGCUCAAAAAGAAGCUGAAGCGAAUGCCCAAAAGGGAGAAGUAUCUGAAGUCAUCGCUGAGAAAGUAUCGGAAGAGAAAGUCCCCGAGAGUAAGAAACCCGAAACUAAGGAAUCGGAAGCAGAGUCUCAAAAGGCAAAGGUACUUGAAAAAAAAUCAGCCGAAGAGCAAAAACUGGAUGCAAAACAGAAAGAUCAGGCUGAAAAGGAAGCUGAAGCUAAAGCCCAAAAGGGAGAAGUAUCUGAAGUCAUCGCUGAGAAAGUAUCGGAAGAGAGUGUUCCCGAGAGUAUGAAACCCGUGGUUAAGGAAUCGGGAGCAGAGUCUCAAAAGGCAAAGGUACUUGAAAAAAAAUCAGCCGAAGAGCAAAAACUGGAUGCAAAACCGGAAAAACAAGCUCAAAAAGAAGCUGAAGCGAAUGUCCAAAAGGGAGAAGUAUCUGAAGUCAUCGCUGAGAAAGUAUCGGAAGUCCCCGAGAGUAAGAAACCCGAAACUAAGGAAUCGGAAGCAGAGUCUAAAAAGGCAAAGGUACUUGAAAAAGAAUCAGCCGAAGAGCAAAAACUGGAUGCAAAACAGAAAGAUCAGGCUGAAAAGGAAGCUGAAGCGAAAGCCCAAAAGGGAGAAGUAUCUGAAGUCAUCGCUGAGAAAGUAUCGGAAGAGAGUGUUCCCGAGAGUAUGAAACCCGUGGUUAAGGAAUCGGAAGCAGAGUCUCAAAAGGCAAAGGUACUUGAAAAAGAAUCAGCCGAAGAGCAAAAACUGGAUGCAAAACCGGAAAAACCAGCUCAAAAGGAAGCUGAAGCGAAAGCCCAAAAGGGAGAAGUAUCUGAAGUCGUCGCUGAGAAAGCAUCGGAAGAAAAAGUUCCCGAGAGUAAGAAACUCGGGGUUAAGGGAUCGGAAGCAGAGUCUCAAAAGGCAAAGGUACUUGAUAAAGAAUCAGCAGAAGAGCAAACACUAGAUGCAAAACAGAAAGAUCAGGCUGAAAAGGAAGCUGAAGCGAAUGUCCAAAAGGGAGAAGUAUCUGAAGUCAUCGCUGAGAAAGUAUCGGAAGAGAAAGUCCCCGAGAGUAAGAAACCCGAAACUAAGGAAUCGGAAGCAGAGUCUCAAAAGGCAAAGGUACUUGAAAAAGAAUCAGCCGAUGAGCAAAAACUGGAUGCAAAAGAGAAAGAUCAGGCUGAAAAGGAAGCUGAAGCGAAAGCCCAAAAGGGAGAAGUAUCUGAAGUCAUCGCUGAGAAAGCAUCGGAAGAGAAAGUUCCCGAGAGUAAGAAACCCGAAACUAAGGAAACGGAAGCAGAGUCUCAAAAGGCAAAGGUACUUGAAAAAGAAUCAGCCGAAGAGCAAAAACUGGAUGCAAAACAGAAAGAUCAGGCUGAAAAGGAAGCUGAAGCGAAAGCCCAAAAGGGAGAAGUAUCUGAAGUCAUCGCUGAGAAAGCAUCAGAAGAGAAAGUUCCCGAGAGUAAGAAACCCGAAACUAAGGAAUCGGAAGCAGAGUCUCAAAAGGCAAUGGUACUUGAAAAAGAAUCAGCCGAAGAGCAAAAACUAGAUGCAAAACAGAAAGAUAAGGCUGAAAAAGAAGCUAAAGCGAAAGCCCAAAAGGGAGAAGUAUCUGAAGUCAUUGCUGAGAAAGCAUCGGAAGAGAAAGUUCCCGAGAGUAAGAAACCCGGGGUUAAGGAAUCGGGAGCUGAGUCUCAAAAGGCAAAGGUACUCGAAAAAGAAUCAGCCGAAGAGCAAAAACUGGAUGCAAAAAAGAAAGAUCAGAGUCAAAAAGAAGCUGAAGCGAAAGCCCAAAAGGGAGAAGUAUCUGAAGUCAUGACUGAGAAAGUAUCGGAAGAGAAAAUCCCCGAGACUAAGAGACCUGAAGUUAAGGAACCGGAAGCAGAGUCUCAAAAGGCAGAAGAGCCACAAAGAGAAGGAACAGUCGAAAAGCAAAAACUAGAGACGAUGGAAAAGAAACAUAUUAAGGAGGAUAAAUCGGAAGAGCAAAAACAUAAUUUGCAAUCCAUAUUUUUGGAAAUGGUCAAGGCUUCUGAGUCUCAACCUUCUAAUGAUACCUUGAAGUCCAUUGUUAUGGAAAGUAAUGAUAUAAUUGACAAUCUAGAAGACUCUGAUAGAGUUGCGAAGUCUAUAUUCAAACUUCGAGAGCACAUUGUUCAUACAUACGAUGGAAAAAAAGGUGAAAAACUCAAAGAAAAAGACAUUUUAGAAGCGUUUAUUGAAACACUCCUUCAGGUGUCUCCAACUGCUUCAGGGAAAAUUAUCGAAAGCUAUGUAAAAGAAAUUAAAACAAAUAUAAUACUAAGCAAAGCUGCACUUCAGCUUAUUGGCGGAUCUGAAUUGGGUGUAAAAUCCUCGUUAAUAGCACCAAAACUUGUUAAGCUCGAAGCCAUUUCCGAAGACAUAAAGUCUAAUCUGCAAAUUGAAAAGUCUUCUCAAAAGAUGAUCCAAUUACAACAAGCCUUGAUGGAUAUUUUCGUAUUAGUCGAUGAUCUGAUGGACGAUAAAACAGCUAUAUUAAAGCCUGUUAUUGAACAUCUGAAAUCUGUUCUUCUAUCAGAAUAUGAUUAUAUUGAGAAAAACGAGGGGAAACUCCAAACUGCAACUAUUGAAGGAAAAAUUCAUAAAAUUACCAAAGAAAUUUUAAAUGUUAGCGAAAAGUUGCAACAGCUCAAUACAGAUAUAAUAGCAGAAAAUCUUAUUGGAAAAGAAUCAAUCGAAGAGCAGAAGCUGGAUGCGAAAGAGAAGAAACUGGCUGAAAAGGAUGCUGAAAAGAAAGCGCAACAAGGUGAAAUAUCUGAGGUAGCUGCUGAGAAAGUUUUUGAAGAAAAAGUCCCCGAGAGCAAAAAACCUGAAGUUAAGGAAUCGGAAGCAGAGUCUCAAAAGGCAAAGAAGUUACAAAAAGAAUCAGUCGAAGAGCAACAACUGGAUGCUAAACAGAAAAAACUAGCUGAAAAGGAAGCUGAAAAGAAAUCCCAACAAGGUGAAAUAUCUGAGAUAGUUGCUGAGAAAGUAUCUGAAGAAAAGGUCCCCGAGAGUAAGAAACCUGAAGUUAAGGAAGCGGAAGCAGAGUCUCAAAAGGCAAAGCAGCUACAAAAAGAAUCAGUCGAAGAGCAACAACUGGAUGCAAAACAGAAAAAACAAGCUGAAAAGGAAGCUAAAAAGAAAUCCCAACAAGGUGAAAUAUCUGAGGUAGCUGCUGAGAAAGUAUCUGAAGAAAAGGUCCCCGAGAGUAAGAAACCUGAAGUUAAGGAAGCGGUAAAAGAGACUCAAAAGGCAAAGCAGCUACAAAAAGAAUCAGUCGAAGAGCAACAACUGGAUGCAAAACAGAAAAAACAAGCUGACAAGGAAGCUGAAAAGAAAUCCCAACAAGGUGAAAUAUCUGAGGUAGCUGCUGAGAAAGUAUCUGAAGAAAAGGUCCCCAAGAGUAAGAAAUCUCAAGUUAAGGAAGCAGAAACAGAGACUCAAAAGGCAAAGAAGUUACAAAAAGAAUCAGUCGAAGAGCAACAGCUGGAUGCAAAACAGAAAAAACAGGCAGAAAAGGAAGCUGAAGCGAAAGCCCAAAAGGGAGAAGUAUCUGAGGUAGCUGUAGAGAAAGUAUCUGAAGAAAAGGUCUCCGAGAGUAAGAAACCUGAAGUUAAGGAAGCAGAAACAGAGUCUCAAAAGGCAAAGAAGCUACAAAAAGAAUCAGUCGAAGAGCAACAACUGGAUGCAAAACAGAAAAAACAGGCAGAAAAUGAAGCUGAAGCGAAAGCCCAAAAGGGAGAAGUAUCUGAGGUAGCCGCAGAGAAAGUAUCUGAAGAAAAAGUCCCCGAGAGUAAGAAAUCUCAAGUUAAGGAAGCAGAAACAGAGUCUCAAAAGGCAAAGAAGCUACAAAAAGAAUCAGUCGAAGAGCAACAACUGGAUGCAAAACAGAAAAAACAGGCAGAAAAUGAAGCUGAAGCGAAAGCCCAAAAGGGAGAAGUAUCUGAGGUAGCCGCAGAGAAAGUAUCUGAAGAAAAAGUCCCCGAGAGUAAGAAAUCUCAAGUUAAGGAAGCAGAAACAGAGUCUCAAAAGGCAAAGAAGCUACAAAAAGAAUCAGUCGAAGAGCAACAACUGGAUGCAAAACAGAAAAAACAGGCUGAACAGGAGGCUGAAAAGAAAUCCCAACUAGGUGAAAUAUCUGAGGUAGCUGCUGAGAAAGUAUCUGAAGAAAAGGUCCCCGAGAGUAAGAAACCUGAAGUUAAGGAAGCAGAAACAGAGUCUCAAAAGGCAAAGACGUUACAAAAAGAAUCAGUCGAAGAGCAGAAACUGAAUGUGAAACAGAAGAAACAGGCUCAAAAGGAUGCUGAAAAGAAAGCCCAACAGGUAGAAGUAUCUGAUGUUGUCGCUGAGAAAGUAUCAGAAAAGAAAAUCCCCGAGAGUAAGAAGCCUGACGAGCAGAAACUGAAUGCGAAGCAGAAGAAACAGGCUGAACAGGAAACUGAUAAGAAAGCCCAACAGGGUGACGUAUCUGUAGCUGUUGCUGAGAAUGUAUCGGAAGAGAAAGUCCCCGAGAGUAAGAAACCUGAAAUUAAGGAAGCGGAAACGGAAUCUCAAAAGGCAAAAGUACUUGAAAAAGAUUUAGUCGAUGCGCAGAAACUAGAUACAAAGCUGAAGAGGACCGAAGGAAAAAACAAGAAAAAAGACGUUGAAGCAUCUGAAGUGGUUUCUGAGAAAAUCUCUGCAGAAUAUAAGCCUGAGAGAAAACAAGAAGCUAAGGAGUCUACGACGAAAUUGGUCGAAGAAAGAGGUGAAGCGAAACAGAAGAAACAAUCUCAAAAGAAUGAAGAAGACUUUUCUGAAGCUGAAAAAGGGCCCGAGAAAAUGAAGGCUGAUGACCACACGGCAGUUACGAAAGAAAGGAAGAUUGCAGAAAGCUUAAAUGAGAUAGCAGAGGGAAGAUAUGAUGAGAAGAAAAAAUCGAAUGUUGCAGAAUCAGAAGACUCAAUGAGUCUACAAACCAAAGCAUAUAAGUCAAUGGAGUCGGAAUAUCGGGAAAGAAAGGAAUCACGGAGCGCUAAGCGUAAACCAACUAUAGAUCUAAUGCUAACGAAUCGUAAUUCGGCGACCGGUAGUGAUCUUAAAUUGACAUGCGGUAUUUCUGGUCAUGAUAUGAAGGUGCAGUGGUUCAAACAAAAUAGUCCCAUUACUAACGAUGCCAAAUACAAAAUAACCUUGAAUGAUGGUCUAUCCUGCCUCGAAAUCAAAUCAACAGAGAUGAAUGAUUCUGGCAUAUAUCGUUGCAUAGCGUCUAAUCGAAAUGGAGAGGUGGAAACAAGCUGUCUUGUGACUAUAUACGAAGCACCUUCAACCAAAUUUGGCACACCGCCCAUAUUUACACGCAACAUACGAGAAUACUACCACUUGCGCGACGAUGAGCUGACCAUUGAGGGUCACGUGCACGGUGUACCGCGACCUGUUGUCACCUGGUGGCGCGGCGCCUUCCAGGUGAAGCCCAGCUACAAGUUCACCAUGCUCGAGGAAGCGCAUGGCGUGUGCAAGCUACUCAUCUAUAAGCCUGGCAAUAAGGAUAGCGGCACCUACACCCUGAAAGCCAUCAAUUCAAUUGGCGAGGCUCAAAUCAAUCAGCUCGUUGAGGUGGCCAAGAAUCUGCACUACCAUGUGCCCGGCAUUUUCCAUGCCCGCGAUAGAAUCCAAUUGGACAGCUUGAAGCAGGCCAAGGUGGCCAUGGAUGCUGCACUCAAGUCCAAGGCCGAAUCGGAUCAGAAACGUGCCGAAAUCGAGGCCGAGCAACAGCGUGUUCAGGCAGCACGUGCACCACCCGAGCCACUCAUCCCAGCCAAGCAAAAGCUGCAGUUCGCCACGCAGCUGCGCGAUCGCAUGGCACUGGAGGGCACAACCGUGAAGUUUGCGGCAACGGUGAUUGGACCAGAUCCAAAUACACGCUGGAUGAAGGAUGACAAGUGGCUCGUGAUGAGCGAAAAUAUUAAGAAUCUCUCCGAGGAGGGCAAAGCCAUUAUACAGAUCAACAAUGUCACUUCGGCUGAUUCGGGCGUAUACAAAUGUGUGGCCAAAAAUGAUCAAAGCGAAAUCGAGACCUCAUGCUACUUCAAGGUGUAUGCCGCGCAAGCUGAUGGCGACGAAUCCGAACCCAUAUUCGCCCUGCCCCUGCGAGAUGUGUAUCACUCCUCCCAGAAUGAUUUGAUUCUCGAUACGAAAGUUCGAGGCAAUCCUCGUCCCGUUAUCUCGUGGACGAAAGAUCAGAUACCCGUUGUUCUCGACGAUCGUGUCGUACAAAUCGAGCACUUGGAUGGCGUCUGCGAGCUGAUCGUUAACAAGCCAACUGUGAAUGACAACGGCAUCUACGUCUGCACCGCCCAGAAUAAAUUGGGCAGUCAGUCGACCACCCACACGGUCGUUGUCGACACACAUUCGUCACGCCGCUCUAGCAUCUUAUCGGCCAUGCAAGAGGACUCAGCCGAGGGUGCUACCAAACCCAAACCGAAGAAGCUGCCCAAGAAAGAUGAGCCCGAGGGCGGCGAAGGCGGCUAUGAGCGCCGCAGCCGCAUGCCCGACCCCUCACCCAAGCAAAUGCUCUAUUUCACGGUCAAUCUAUCCAAUCGCUAUGUAGCUGAAGGCUCUAAGGUUAAAUUGCAAGCGGUUAUUGGCGGACCCGAGCCGACCAUCAAAUGGCAAAAGGAUGACCAAAACGUGCAAUAUGGACCGCGUAUACGCAACAUGAAUCGCGACAGCUUGGCUGUGCUGGAGUUCCUAAACGCACAGGAGGAGGACUCUGGCACCUAUACGAUAAUAGCCCAAAAUGAGUUCUGCAAGAUCACCACAUCGGCCCUGCUGCAUGUCUAUCAGCCGAAGGUCAACACCGAUGUACAGCCCGUGUUCAUACGCUCGCUGAAAGAGACUUAUCACCUGAACUCGAAUGAGCUCAUACUGGAGACAGCUGUGCGGGGUCAGCCUACGCCCCAAGUGCAGUGGUUUAAGGACAGCGUUGAGGUUCAAAGUGGCGGUCGCUUCCAGAUAAUUGAGCAUCAGGAUGGCACAUGUGAGCUAAUCAUUGAUCGGCCGGAUAACAAGGACUCCGGCAAGUAUGUGGUGAAGGCGGAGAGUCGUGCUGGAAAAAUGGAAAUUUCCCAUUAUGUGCUCUUUGAGGGCAAGGCCUCCCACAUUGCGGACAAUAUUCACGGCGUGUUCCAUGCGGACAAGAGCUUGUUGCGGCCCAAGGAGGUGGAGAAGCCAGCCGUGAAGCCCGCUGCUCCAGCGGCCGCUGAUUCAGAAGCAGAAGGUGAGGAGGGCAAGGGCAAACGUCGUGGCCGUAAGAAGGAUGAUCCGGAAGAAGAGGGUGUGUCCUCGGCCACAGAUUAUGCUUCCGAUACGGCCAGCAUGUCCAGUAAACGGCGCGAGAAGAAUAUUGGCAUUCAUUUCACCACCUCUAUGAGGGAUCGCGUUGUGGCUGAAGGCUCCAAGGUGAAAAUCUCUUGCUUCCUGGAAGCCAAGGAGCCCCAGGUGAAAUGGUUCAAGAAUGAUGAGCCCAUUCAGAACUCGCCCAAGAUUCGAGGACGGUACAGCGAGGGUCUCUGCCUUUUGGAGAUUAACAGCGCUACCGAGGAGGACAACGGCGAGUACAGAUGUUGGGGACGAGAUGAAACUGGUGAGGCAUCCACCUCCUGCAGGCUAGAGGUGUAUGCAGAUCCAGGCACUGGUGACGUGCCACCCACCUUUACGCGCAACAUCAAAGAUACGCUGCACGGCAAGAUCAACGAGCUCCAGCUGGAUGUGCAUGUACGCGGUCUGCCAACGCCAUCAGUGACAUGGUACAAGGAUGGAGUGAAGAUUGAGAACAAUGAAAAGUACCACCAGGUGGACCAUGAUGACGGCACAUGCGAGCUGUUCAUUAGCCAUCCAAAGCCGGCCGACAGUGGCAAAUACGUGUGCCAGGCUGAGAACCGUGAGGGUCAAACGGAAAUUGUGCAUAUGGUCACUGUGGAGCCGCGCAUUCGGGUACGUCCCAUGUCGCCGCCCAGAGAGGGACGGCCGCCACCCAAGCCAGCUGGCGAGGAUGGAGAGCCAGCUGCUGAAGGUGAAGGGGCUGAAGGUGAAGCGACUGAGAAGAGAGUCCGAAAGCCCAAGAAUGAGGAUGAGGAGGCCACUAGCUCCAGGCGCGAAGUUCCCAUGCCUCCAGAUCUAAAGAAGCGUCUCUAUUUCCGCAACUUCCUAGCCAAUCGCACCGUCAAGUCCGGCAGCAAUGUCAAAUGGAUGGUCAACAUCGAUGGACCGGAGCCGACGGCUAAAUGGUUCCAUGGCGAUCAGCCAAUUGCCUUCGGACCCAAGAGCAAAAUGUCCAUGCAGGACGGCAUUGCCUGGCUCAAUCUCGUGGGCGUCACAGAAGAGGAUGCUGGCGAAUAUACACUACGCGUCCGCGGCCCCGAAAAUGAAAUUGUUAGCACUUGCAACCUAUUCGUUUACAGCACGGGUAAAGUUGAAAUCAUCCCACCCACUUUCACAGUGGGCAUCAAAGACACGUAUUCUCUAAAUGAGAAUGAGUUGGUUCUGGAUUGUCGUGUGCGUGGCCAGCCUCGUCCAGAGAUCCAGUGGAUGAAGGGCAACGAGAUUAUUACUAAUGAUGCUAAAUAUCAACAAAUUGAUCAGGCCGAUGGUUACUCCAAGCUGAUCAUACGCAAUCCCGUUGAAAAGGACUCUGGCAUCUACUCCUGCAUAGCAACCAACGAGGGCGCCCAGAACAAGAUGACCCAUCAGGUGGACUUUGUGGGACGCGAACGUUUCACUCUGGAGAAGGCGCACGGUUUCUUCCACCGUGAUCCCAACAAGCCACACUUCCUGGCCCCGCUCGGCAAUCAGACCGUAUGCAAUGGCGGCACCGUUGCCAUUUCGGCCGAGUUCAUGCAGUCGAGCACACCCAUCGAGGUUAAAUGGUAUCGCGAUCGCAAGGUUGUGGAGGGUCCAAAUGUUAGAACGUUGAACGAUCGUGGCAUCUACACGCUGGCCAUCAUGAAUGCUUCGGCUGAGCACGAAGGCACCUACACUUGCCUCGCCUCGAAUGCCUUUGGACGCAUUGAGUCGCAUGUCAACAUUGAUGUGGCUGUUGGCGCUGAGAAGAACGAACGCCCACCCCUCUUCCUGUCCAGACCUGAAACUGAAAUGAAGAUCGCCGUAGGUGAUCCGUUCUCGAUUUCCUUCCGUAUUGCGGGUGAUCCGAAACCGAAACUGGUGUUCAUGAAGGGCACCAAGGAUAUUACCCAAUCGGAUCGGGUCAGCAAAGAGGUAUCCGACGACUACACCAGAUUCACAGUGCAAAAGUCGCAGAUUUCCGACUCCGGCACCUAUUUCGUUGUUGCACGCAACGACUUUGGCACGGAUAGAAUAUUCGUCACAAUUACAGUUAACCCGCGCGCUCGCUCUGAAACCCCAACGCAACCACGCUGGGGCCAACCCCUGGACAGUUACAGUGAAACUUCGUAUUUCAGAGAUCCACCUGGCUGUAUAUCCACGGAGCCGCUGGUCGUUGACUCUGGACCCACCCACAUCUCGUUGUCGUGGGGCAAGCCCGUCAGCGCCAACUCUGCGCCGGUCAUUGCCUACAAGGUGGAAGCAUGGAUUGUUGGUCAUGACGGAGGCGCCUAUUGGCGCGAGUUGGGUCUGACACCCAUUAAUUCCUUUGAUGCAUUCAAUCUGAAGCCCAAUGUGGAAUACCAUUUCCGUGUGACGCCCAAAAAUCGCUAUGGCUGGGGACCGGCGGUGCAGACCAGCUCCGCUCUACAGGUGGGCGGCGUGGAGUGCCUGCCGGAGUUUGUCAAGAUUCUGCCUGGUCAGGUAAAGGCGUUGCUUGGCUCCUCCUUUACGCUGCAGUGCAAUAUGCGUGGAGCGCCGCGUCCACAGAUUACCUGGUACAAGGAUGGCAUACAGCUGAGCAGCAGCUCCGAUCGUGUCAAGAUCCGCCAGAUCGGCUCCACCUGUGCUCUAACCAUAACUACAGUUUGUGAACUCGACUCGGGGCGCUACACCUGCGAGGCAACCAAUUCCAAGGGCCGCGUCUCUACGUUUGCACGCCUGCAGGUCGUCUCUGAUCCACGGCUGUAUGAGGCAGACUCGAGACUGAAGGAAAUCGCACACGGACGCCAUCCGGCUGAACUGGGCGAAUCGUUGCCCAUUUUCACAAUGCGUCUGCGCGAUCGCCGCGUUCAGAUGACCUACCCGGUGCGUCUGACCUGCCAAAUUGUUGGCUAUCCCGCUCCGGAGAUACUCUGGUACAAGGAUGGUCAGCUCAUCACCAGUGAUAGACGACAUCUUAUCACGGCCGAGGGUCAAUUCUACACGCUGGAAAUAGCAGCCACAUUGCUGGAAGACAGCGGCAAUUACACCUGCACGGCCAAGAAUGAACUGGGCUCGGUGUCCUGCCACUGCUGUCUGGUGGUGGACAAGGGCAUACGCGCCUACAUCUCGCCCGACUUCUACGUGCCCCUGGACCCAUUCUAUGUGUUUCGUCAGGGCACUGAAAUCCGCCUGUCCACCAAAGUGGAGGCCUAUCCCGCUGUGGGUGUCACCUGGCAUCGCAAUGGCAUGCGUCUGCGUCCCAGUCGUCGCAUAUCCGCCACUCUCGACUCCACGGGCUUUGUGGAACUAAUCAUAGCCGAGGCAACGCCACGCGAUGCUGGCAUCUACGUUUGUGUCGCCUCCAAUGUGGUUGGCAAGGUGGAGACCAUAUGUCGUGUGGCCAUCGAGGAGAACGAAGCAGCUGCAACAACGCAACGCGCACUCGAUAUACCCAGCAUCAAGACAAGCGACAUGCCUUACUCCAAGGAGCCGCUAUUUGUUGUGAAGCCCCGUUCGAGCGAGGCAUACGAGGGCGACAACGUCAUCAUAUUUUGCGAAGUGGUCGGCGAUCCCAAGCCCGACGUUGUCUGGCUGCGCGAUUUUCUAAAUCCGGAGUACUACAAGGACGCGCCACACUUUCGACGCAUCGGCGAGGGGCCGGAGUAUCGUUUGGAGAUACCCAGCGCCAAAUUGGACUUUACCGGCACUUAUUCAGUUAUAGCCAGCAAUUGCCAUGGCGAGGCCAAGGCUGUAAUAUCAUUGCAAAUCUACGCCAAAGAUAUACUUAAAGAUAAUCGCAUGGAUAAAGUUCACACGCGCCAUGGUAAUAUUGAGACAUUGCCGCGAUUCGUGCGCAAUUUGCGGAAUUUGCGCUGCUGUGAUGGAGAUGCUAUCUCUUUGGAGUGUCAUGUGGAGGCCAUGCCAGAGCCAUUCAUAAUAUGGGAGAAGGAUGGGCAUGUCGUGCCCAGUGACAGGGAUUACGUGAUGUCGUUUGACGGUGUCAAGGCUACUCUGAGUAUUCCACGCGUGUAUCCCGAGGACGAAGGGGAAUACACUUGUGUGGCCAAGAACUCGGUUGGCCGCACGCUCUCAUCAGCAUGCAUCAUUGUUGAUGUGCCCGAAGAGAAGGAGAAUAUGCUCAGUCGCCAAUUGGCACGACCAAGUGCCUUACUCUCAGCUCACUCCACACCGCGUUCCACACCUCGUUCGACUCCCAAUCGAAGCUUUUCGCCCAUGAGGCUUUCCUACCGCAACAGCAGUAUCGAUCUGCAAAGGGGAUCAGUGGAGCGUCGUCGCAGUGAUGCCCGCUGCAUAUCAGCGCCCAAAUUCCUAGCCAUUCCCUAUAAUCGUGUCGUGGAGGAGGGCGACAGCGUGCGCUUCCAGUGUGCCAUUGCCGGACAUCCCACUCCGUGGGCCACCUGGGACAAGGAUGGCAUGAUUGUCACGCCCACCCCUCGAAUUGCAGUCAAAGAAGUCGAUGAUCUGCGCUUCAUAGAGAUCGAUGAGGUGGGCUUCGACGAUGCUGGUCUGUAUCGAAUAACGUUGGAGAAUGACUUUGGUCGCAUAGAAGCCACUGCUCGUUUGGACGUAAUUAGCAGCUCACGCUACUCCAAGUCUCCAUCGACACGUAGCGUGCGCGCUUCCUCCUCGAGACGAAAUGCCUAUCUCUACAGACGCAUCAUGGGCCCCUCUACAGCUAUUGGCGGCCGCAUGGCAUUGGCAAGUGGUUUUCGUGGCUCGUCUGUGCCUUCAGUAAGAUUCUAUCACAACAAUGUAGAGCUGGAACCAUCGGACCGGGUGCACAUUGUGCUGCAGGAGGACGAAGCUAUGCUGUUUGUGGACAACGUAACUGAGGAGGACGAAGGCAUCUACACCUGCAUCAUAAGUGGCGAUCAUGAACCUUUAAUUAGUUCCACUGAUGUCAAGUUCCAUGGCUCCAGUACUGAUAUACAACGUCGACGCGCAACCAUCGCCGAGCCAUUGCCAGAGCUAACUAAAUCCGUCGAGGGAGAGGUUAUCGAUCUCUGCUGUGUCAUUGAAAGCGACGAACCCUACAGCUAUGUCUGGUUGCGUAAUGGAGAAAUACUGCCCGACAGCGAGGAAUUCAACUACAUCGAUCACGGCAAUGGUUGCCUCUGCUUGCGCAUCAACGACGCCUUCGACAUUGACUCGGGCAUCUACAGCUGUCAGGUGUACACGUCCACAACAGAUGACAGCAACAGCAGCAGCGACGGCGACGGCGACUGCGACUGCAGCAGCAGCGGCGAGCUGUGCGUACUCGAGCGCGAUCUCACACGGACCGAAGAGAGCGUACAGCUGCUAAAGACGCCGCUGCCAUUGGUCUGUGCUCCAGGUGCCGAAGCUCUCUUCUAUGCGCGUGUUUUCCCCUGCCAAGCGGAUGUCGAAUGGUAUCUCAACGGAAAACUGAUUACGGAUGACUCACCAAACCAAAUGUUGGAGUCAUAUCCAGAGAACGGCAUUCGCUUGCUGCGCCUGCGAAACGUGCAACUGUCCCAGAGCGGCGAAUUGCGACUGCAAGUGAAACAUCCACAGGCGGAACGACGUGCGCCCUCCAUACGCAGCUAUACCAGCCUUCUAGUACUACCAGUCAACAACAGCAACAACAACAACAGCAGCAAUAGCAAUAAUAAUAUUAAUAAUAAUAAUAACAAGGAGCAGCACAAUCUCCCGCUGGCUGCCAGCAGCUGCAUAUUGAGGGGCCCGGAAGAUUGCACCGCACUCAUUGGGGGCCACGUCCAACUGAGCGUGCACUAUGAGCCAUUCCCCAAUACCAAAGUCAUCUGGUACAAGGCGUGCCGUGCCAUUGUUGAGGGCGCCAAUGUGACAAUCCGCACAACGUCGCAACGAUCAACGCUUUAUAUAACGGACAUCUCCGCCGAUGACAGCGGCAAGUAUACGGCCGAAAUAAUGAACGAAUAUGGCAUAGAGGCGGCAUCGGCCUCAGUGGCCGUCGAGGGACCCCCGGAGCCGCCCAGCGGAAAGCCGAGCGUGUCCCUUGGACCCGAUCGUGUGGCCGUCGCCUGGUGUGGACCGCCCUACGAUGGUGGCUGCAUGAUAACUGGAUUUAUCAUCGAGAUGCAGAGCUGCAAUCCCACGGACUGUGAUAGCGUCAAGGACAACGCUGACUGGCAGCAGGUGGCGCGUGUUGUGGAUACGCUGGCCUAUACCGUCAAGGAGCUGCUGCCCCAGCUGCAGUACAGAUUUCGUGUGCGCGCCGAGAACAUACACGGACGCAGUGCACCCAGUCAGGUCAGUGAAUGGGUGCAGACAACGCGACCAGCCAGCACAGUGGAUGCUGGCAGCACAACAAAUUCCACGAGCGCGGUAAGCGUCCAGUCGGGCGGCGAUUUCAAGGCACGUUUCGAAAUCAUCGAGGAGCUUGGCAAGGGACGAUUCGGUGUCGUCUACAAGGUGCAGGAACGCACACACCCCGAACAGCUGCUGGCCGCCAAGGUGAUCAAGUGCAUCAAGUCGCGCGAUCGCCAGAAAGUUCUGGAAGAGAUAUCCAUCAUGCGUUCGCUGCAGCAUCCCAAGCUGUUGCAGCUGGCCGCCUCCUUUGAGAGUCCACGCGAAAUCGUCAUGGUCAUGGAAUACAUUACGGGUGGAGAGCUGUUCGAGCGCGUGGUUGCGGAUGACUUUACGCUGACCGAGCUGGACUGCAUUCUAUUCCUGCGGCAGGUGUGUGAAGGCGUUGCCUACAUGCACAGCCAGAGCGUCGUCCACUUGGAUCUGAAGCCGGAGAAUAUCAUGUGCCACACGCGCACCAGCCAUCAGAUCAAGAUCAUUGACUUUGGUCUGGCCCAGCGUCUGGACACAAAGGCGCCAGUGCGCGUGCUCUUUGGCACGCCGGAAUUUAUACCGCCAGAGAUCAUAAGCUAUGAGCCCAUUGACUUCAAGUCAGACAUGUGGAGCGUGGGCGUCAUAUGCUAUGUGCUACUCUCGGGCCUAUCGCCCUUCAUGGGUGACUCCGAUGUGGAGACUUUUUCGAAUAUAACACGUGCGGACUACGACUACGAUGACGAGGCCUUCGAUUGCGUCUCGCAAGAGGCCAAGGACUUUAUCUCACAGCUGCUAGUCCAUCGAAAGGAGUCGCGCCUGACGGCCCAACAGUGUCUCGAAUCCAAGUGGCUGUGCCAGCGCCACGAUGAGAAUCUCAGCAACAACAAAAUCUGCACAGACAAGCUUAAGAAAUUCAUUAUACGACGCAAAUGGCAGAAAACGGGCAAUGCUAUACGGGCGCUGGGUCGCAUGGCUACGCUGUCCGCCUCGCGUCGCAAUUCGGCCAUUGCCAUGGGCGCUCUCAGUAGUCCACGCCCCUCGAUUUCCGGCUUGAGCAUGCUGAGCGCCGUCAACGUGUGCAGCACGCAAAUGGCCUCCUUGAACGAGGAGGAGGAUGACUUUACGGGCGAGAUGCCGCAUGUGGACAAGCGCAAGACGACGAACCUCAAACUGCGCGACAAAUCGCAGUGCAGCGAGCGCAGUGAUUCUGGCUACAGCGAGUGCUCCAAUGGCAGCCUGGGCACACAGGAGACGCUGCUGCUAACGCUGGCCAAGUGCAAGCUGGAGCAGAUUGCCAAGGCCAGCCAGAGCGAGACGGCAGACAAUGCGGCCAGUGCACUGCCAUCACUGGACCUGUCCGUCAAGAGUGAGCCCAUAAUGCUCUCCGAUUUCACCAAUACGGUCAAGAUGCGCAAGAAGUCGCUGGAGGAUAGUUGCACACGUGAAAAGCUCAAGCCGCAUAUCAAACCCAUUUGCGAGCCCAAGCUGAAGGUGUCCCAGCUGAAGCACAAGUUUCAGCAAUCAAAUGCCGCUGCUGCUGCUGCACACAAGAAACCUGCCAUCGAGCCCAACAAAAUCGCCAAGGUCGCGAGCAUGGGUCGCAUCAGCAAACUUGAGCCAGCGAGCAGGCCCGCUGUCGCCAUUAAAGCGAAGCCAACACAAACCCAGUCCAUGCCCAGCUCCCCGCUGCCACAGCGUUCAGCAACGCCAACGCGGCUGAGCAGUCGAGUACGUGAGACGACGGAGCGUCUUGCCCAACAGCACACGGUGGCCAGUGCACAGCGACAGGCGGCGAAUGGCAAGGGGCAUGGCAAUGGAAAUGGUGGUGGAGAUGGAAAUGGUAAUGGAAAUGGAAAUGGGAACGGUCAUGGUCUCGGGCAUGGACACGAGCACGGACAGGGGCACGAAUCACGUGCGCGUCGUCUCAUCAAUAGAUUUAACGAAACGAAACAUAUCACGUCCUAGCUUUUUAAUGACUCUGAUUUACUUAUUUCACUUUAUUAUUAUUGUUUUUUUUUUUUUUUUUUUUAUCUAUUGUGUAAAAACAAACCCAAGGAAAAUCUGUACGAAAAAACACUCGAAUAUACAUAUGUAUAUUUAUAUAACUAUAUAUAUAUACAUAUAUAUAUAGUUGCAAUUGCGAACUAAUUAUAAUCCAAAUCCGAAUCCAAAAUGGCACCCAAAACAUUUUUAGGCACAGGCACAGGCACACCGCACUGCACUUAGGCUAGACAAAGGCUAAAUAUUUAAAUUAUUGUAUCGAUUUAUAUACAUACAUCUAUUUACCAUACUAAUUAAAGUUAAUGUAACGAA